GGCUAGCUACAAUCCCCUCGUUAAGAAACUUGUAAAAGUUGAAGAUAAUAUUUUGAUAAGAAACCUUCCAUCCAUAUCUUUAACAUGAGAGACCCCUGUUCCUCGUCUGCUAGGGUUUCUGCAACUACGCUAUCAGCGUCGUCAUCGAUCAAAUCUGGUGGUUCGAAAGGGGGACGAUUGGCCCCGAUAAGGGAGGCUGAGGCUCGGGACGAUGAAGCAGAAGAAGAGGAUGAAGGCGCGACUCGACAAGGAGAGCGCCCCCGCUAAAGAAGCCUACGCUAUUCGUGGGUGGGAUAACGGAUGUGGUGGAUUAUGCUCAAAUCAGGGACCUUUUCGUUCAAGUUGGGUGUGUUGGUAAGGUUUUUGUGCAGCGAUUUCGCAAGGUGGGUAGGCGAUUUAGAUUUGGAUUCGUUCAAUUUCUAUCCAGGCCUCAUGCUAAAGCGACGAUGGCUAGAAUCAACAAGACUAAGGUUAGGGGAGCUCUCUUAUUGGUGAAGGAGACGAGAUUUCCUAUGAGAAGUGGGUCGCGACCCAUUAAGGAAGGUGCCUUGCCUCGGCCAUUACAGAAAGGGCAUCCCUGUGUGUCGCAGAAGAGCUUGGGCAGGGGAGAUGUCGCUGCGCUCUCCACUCUAUCGUGGCGGGAUGUCGCUGUCGGUAAGCCUUGACCUCGGCGUGUUCUUCCUCUUCUCCAGGCUGUAGAGUGCUUGUUUUCAGGGGCUGGGAGUUGUUGUGAUGAGUCUUGGAGGGUACCCGAUGAUGUCCUGUUUCCGGAACUGAGGCAUGUUGGGCGAUUGAUCGCUAGGUGUGAGGUCUUAGAGGAUUGCAGGUUGCCAUUUGUUACACUGUUCCCGGAGUGUGAGAUUGGGGAGCCUAGGAAGAAUCUUGUGAUACCACCGAUUGUUACUGACUUGGUUGUAGGUGGUGAGGUUUUUCGUGGAUUUACUGAGUUUUAUAUUUGUACUUUGGACCCUUUGCGGUGGCUGAUCCAAGAGAGCUCGCUGGUUUUUCUGAUGGGGUUUGAUACUCUUCCUGUCGAUUCUUUUAGGAGUUGGGUAGCUUCGCUUCUUUGGGAUAGGUUUCAGGAGCUUUUUGGGGGGAUUUCUUUGUACUUAUCUGUCUCUUCUGUUGUUGCUGGUGAUGGUGGUGGGUGCGUUGCUGAUUUUGACAGUGUUGAGGGGGAGGAGGUUCCAUGUGACUUUGUUGUUGAACCUCCAAAGGUUUCCUCCCGUCGUCGAGGGAGGCCAAAAAAGGGUGAUGCAGGUGGUUUAGUUCCGGAGGAAGGGGUGGUCAGUGGUAGUUGCCCCAUUUUGCAGGCUCCCCGCCCCCGUGGGCGACCCAGGAAAGUGAAGAAAGGUCGUAAGCCUCGUCUGUUGCCCUCGGCCCCUUUGGCUAUUGUCGAGGGUGAUGGCUCUUCCUUUAUUGCGGCCCCUCCUUCGAUUUGUCCGGCGCCUUUGCCUCCUGAGAAAGCUCCUGGUGGAUGUUAUUGGACUCGAGUCAAGGCGGCGUGGACGGUUGGAAAACUUUUGGGUUGCUCAUUUGACGGUGGAGACGAGGCGGCUAUUCGCGAUUAGACACAGGAAAUGGAGGAGUGGUGGCCACCUUGAGUGGCUAGGUUGCUCUUGGUGUUGGUUUUUGGUUCUUGCAGAAACUCCUUCGCUUUUUGGGUUUUUCUUUUAAGUAGGGAGGUUCUUGCUAUAGGGAGGUAUUUACUUGUGUAUUCUUGUGGAUAGUUGGAGAUUUUUGGCUUUUGUUAUCUUCUUUAUCUUAUUCCCGUUUGUAAUCCCUUCCCUUUUAUUAAUAUAUAUAUUUAUUUGGAUUCCAAAAAGAAAUAAUAACUAUUGAUCGGUAGAGAGCA
This is a messenger RNA of Lotus japonicus, 1855 nucleotides long. RefSeq lists its product as uncharacterized. The transcript has a single exon. NCBI's taxonomy places the organism in Eukaryota, Viridiplantae, Streptophyta, Magnoliopsida, Fabales, Fabaceae. The record is from RefSeq and is a predicted model, not a curated record. Bases 1011 to 1571 code for a protein of 186 amino acids.